Histoplasma mississippiense is the source of this 1431-nucleotide messenger RNA. RefSeq lists its product with no specific name. Lineage: Eukaryota; Fungi; Ascomycota; Eurotiomycetes; Onygenales; Ajellomycetaceae. The record is from RefSeq and is a predicted model, not a curated record. The transcript has 5 exons. The coding region runs from base 1 to 1431 and encodes 476 amino acids. Gene Ontology annotation, cellular component: Ino80 complex. Gene Ontology annotation, biological process: chromatin remodeling.
AUGGCAGACAGGCCUCUGACGCGAGUUUGGAAGCAGCCUGACCUUGAAUCGUCGUACUACCAUAAUACGGAGGUCGCCAGCACCAGCAGCACGGACGAAAAUAGCGACCACUGGCAACCCCAGACCCCAAGUCAACCAAAAUCUUCUAGCAAGCAAGAUAAACGAUACAGUUUUAGCACGGUGACCGUCAUGCCCAAAAGGCGUUUGGAAGGGCCAGCAUCUGGGAACUCUAGCUCUUUGGCCGGAGACGAGACUCUGUCCUCGCCAUCAGUCACCGUGUCCCGUCUGCCGCCCAGCCCCCCUAAGGACGUAAACAAAUCUAUUCGUCUGAAAGUUAAAAUGCCCUCGAGCAAGCUCAAAGAGGUUACUGGUGGUCCUGAUAAACGGCAUCACAAUAUUUUUACAGAAUCGGUGAUUAUGACCGGGCCUAGGAAUAGUCGAUCGAAGAAGACGCUAGUGGAAGUGGAUACAGAUGAGGAUGAGGAUGUUGACGAAUCGAUGAAUGAAGAUGAUGAGGAAGAGUCGCAUAUGUCUGAUGCGGAUGGGACGGAUGAUGAAGGAAACGGAAAUGAGAGUGAGGAUGCCGAUCUCGAUGUCGACGUCGAUGCAGAUGCUGAGACUGAUGCCGAUGCCGAUGUUGAUAUGGAUGAUAUACCGCCAAUUGCCCCAGGCGCCAAACAGGCGGCGUCACGGCCGAUUGUUACAGUUACGCCCGCCGGGGGUAGCAGGCUGAAGAAUAUGGACACGAAUAUGGACCUUGAUGGCGACGACGAAGACGACGACGAAGAACUUUCGGAGUUAGAUUCCGAUGCUGAUGCCGAUGGGGAACCGGAUGAAACGGCCAUGGCGGAUGAAGCUUCAGAGAUUGUAGAAGAGGAAGAGAUAGAGGACGACGAGGACGAGGAAGAAGAAGAGUUAGAAAGUGACAGCGGCACUCCUAUUACUGGCAGUCGAGCAAGUACUCCCGACGUAACAAAAAUGACUAAACGACAGAGAGGCCGUAUGGAGCUUGGGGGUGACUUCUUACAGUUGCCAAUGGAACCGCAGGUGAAGAGACACCUGACUGCAGAAGAGCAUGCUAUGCGGCGAGCUGAAAUGGCACGACGACGGAAAAAUCUCAGCGAGAAGCGCAAUGAAGAAGAAAAGAUGGAUACAAUCAACAAAUUACUCAAGAAACAGGCCCCCAAACGACGGGGCAAGAUCUCGGCAGCCGAACCAGCAGCUGGAGACACAACCCCUGGAACCCAAGAGUUACAGGAGCCUGAAAAACCUGACCCAAUUAUGAUACGCUAUGUUUCGAACCGUGAUGGCUGUCGGAUUGGGAUUCCGCAAGAAUGGUUCGGAACCCCUGCCGGGCGGAUCUUUGGAGAUAUGCCCAUGAACGGGAGCUCUGGGCCUAGCCAGGGUCACAAACUUGUGGAAGAAGUCUAA